Messenger RNA from Caenorhabditis remanei, 1134 nucleotides. RefSeq lists its product as uncharacterized. Gene Ontology annotation, molecular function: G protein-coupled peptide receptor activity. Gene Ontology annotation, biological process: G protein-coupled receptor signaling pathway. The transcript has 5 exons. Gene Ontology annotation, cellular component: membrane. NCBI's taxonomy places the organism in Eukaryota, Metazoa, Nematoda, Chromadorea, Rhabditida, Rhabditidae. The record is from RefSeq and is a predicted model, not a curated record. Bases 1 to 1134 code for a protein of 377 amino acids.
AUGUUUCACAACUACAUCUACGUCUUCCUGUGCGUCGUCGGAGUCUUCGCCAACAUCUCGAUCGUCGUCGUGCUCCUCCGACCGGCGAUGCGAAAGUCCCCAUUCAAUUUGUUUCUCGUCGUGAUCGCCGUGUGUGACGCCAGUCUUAUGGCCACCUACUUGGCAUACAAACACGUCGAACUGUGCCAUCCGUGGUAUUUCUCGUUUCCGUGGGCGAUCUAUACGAAAUUCUACGCGAUUUUCUCGGUUUUCGUCCAUUCGUGUAGUUUGUGGCUUACGGUGAAUAUGGCCAUUUUGAGAUUCCUCGUCCUCUACCGUGGAAGCCGCUCGGAAACGCGAAUUCCACAAUGCAAUGGUUUUGGCGCUGCAUUUAUCGCAAUCAUCCUGGCAUUCGGUAUCGCCUGCAUCGGAUGUCUGCCAAUAUUCAUUCGAUACCGUAUCAUCGAGGGAGAAGUUGGCGCUGUGCCAGAUUUAUGUUUGGAGGGAAAAUAUUCAAAUGACUGGGCGCCCACUGACAUGAUACGCUUCUACGGAUUGAGUCAACCGCUUUGGUGGAAUUGUGAUUGGGAGAGGAUUAAUUAUUGGAUGGCUGCCCUAAUUCUGAAACUCAUCCCGUGCCUCCUCCUCACCAUCUUCAUGACUCUCCUCGUCCGAAUGCUCAUCGAAGCCCGCGAAAGACGGUCCCGACUGUGCGGUGGAAUGGGAAAUGGAAACUCACAAGCGGAACGGACGACGGCGAUGCUCACCGGAAUCGUCGCCAUCUUUUUGAUCACCGAAUUGCCACAGGGAGUGCUGACGUUUGCCGCCGGCGCCAACCCACGGCUCACUUUUUUGACACUUCAAAUGAAUAAUGUAUUUGAUCUACUCUCGCUGAUCAAUAGCGCCGUCAAUUUUGUGCUUUGCGCCCUAAUGAGCCAUGUUUUUCGGAGAGAAUUCCUCCAAACAUUUGGUGUUUGCUGCCCACAAUCAUCGGAGAAUCACAGUGGAGCGCCGAUCAAUAAGACAUCGAACCGAUCGAUUCUCUCCACAUUCAGCAACAUUGCCAAACCAAAAACGUCGAAGAAAAAUGGAUUCCUUCCAGUUCCCACUAAUUGUCCGGACGACAAAAAUACCGUUCAAUUGGCCAUGAAUUAG